AUGCCCUCGGAGCAGUCUACCGUGGUUGCUACCUGGUCGUGCAGAGAAGGUGGAUCCGGACUAGACCAGCCGGACUGGACUGGUGGAUCUCUGUUUAUCCCUCUCUCCAUCUUUCUCUCUGCACCGGGUGUUGUGCUGCUGCAAGAUUUGCUGUGGAUGCGAAGGGCUACGAAACUCUGA
Messenger RNA from Penicillium oxalicum, 180 nucleotides. RefSeq lists its product as uncharacterized. The transcript is spliced from 2 exons. Bases 1 to 180 code for a protein of 59 amino acids. The record is from RefSeq and is a predicted model, not a curated record. Lineage: Eukaryota; Fungi; Ascomycota; Eurotiomycetes; Eurotiales; Aspergillaceae.